Messenger RNA from Fusarium redolens, 2457 nucleotides. Its product is annotated as tubulin-tyrosine ligase family-domain-containing protein. The transcript has 3 exons. NCBI's taxonomy places the organism in Eukaryota, Fungi, Ascomycota, Sordariomycetes, Hypocreales, Nectriaceae. The coding region runs from base 1 to 2457 and encodes 818 amino acids. Gene Ontology annotation, biological process: protein modification process. Gene Ontology annotation, molecular function: protein binding. Gene Ontology annotation, cellular component: P-body. The record is from RefSeq and is a predicted model, not a curated record.
AUGCACGUUUACGUUCACAGCGCCAAUCCUUGGCUUGAUGGUCAUGUCCGAGAAUGCAUCAAGCGACAUGUACCAGAUGCCAUCUGUCACGACAGUUUUACCGAUAUUCCAGAGGAUGCCGAUACUGUGUAUCAGCUCCUAAAUGGCUGGGAGCUCAAUCAUCACUUCGCGGUGUUGAACAGAGCGAAACAUGGACUGCUUAACGCGUAUCCUAACAGCGAUGCGUUGGCUCGGAAAGAUCACAUGGCAAGCGUCGUGGAUUACUGGAUCACAAAAAGACCUGAAAGCGUCCUCAAAGGUCACAGUCCCGCGACUGUGAAGUUAUCGCUCGACUAUAGCGAGUAUGUUGAAGAUGCGCUGGCUGCGGCAGAUGAUCUGACCCUUCUAUACUCGCUUGAGGACAACGAAGCAAAGGAUGCGUCGGAAAGAGAUUGGUGGAUCCUGAAACCUGCCAUGAUUGACUGUGGCCAUGGCAUUCGAAUAUUCAGCACCAUUGAUGAACUGGCGGGAAAUCUUGAACUCGCUGCUGAUAUCUCGGAAGAAGAUGAAGAAAGCGAAGAAGACGCAGAAACGCCGGAUACCAAAUUCGAGAGCGACGACAGCGCUGAGGGGUUCAAGCCUAGUCUGUCAGCACCUGGGCUUGACUCACUAGACGCUCUCAUUACAGCAACUGGAAAACUCUCCAUCAACGGAACGAGCAAGAUACAAGAUUUGGUCAUCGACGAAAACGAGCGCAUUCCAUCUGCACUCCUUCGAGAGUUCGUCGCACAGCAAUACAUCGUCAACAUUCCGCCCAUCGAUGGUCGGAAGUGGCACGUCAGAGCUUACGUCCUCUCAGUAGGACGUCUAAAAGUUCAUGUCUUCAACGAGAUGCUAGCUUUACUAGCUCUUGACGAUUAUGAGCCUCCUUGGAAGAACCCCAGUCUCAAAUCAUCGUUGACAAACACUGCGCUGCAAGAUGAAGAGGAGUUCACCAGCAAAGAAUCCAUGCGGGACUUUUGGAAGAUUGCAGAUGAAGUUCUUCCUGGUGAUUGGAAGAAAAAUGUCUUCGAUCAAGCUUGCCAAAUCUCAGGAGAGCUUCUUCGUGCAGCCGCUCAUACCAUGGCUGAUAAAUUCACGCCUCUGGAUAAGUGCUUCGAGCUCUUUGCCAUUGACUUCUUGAUCGAUUCCAAGGGAACAGCGUGGUUAUUAGAAGUCAAUGAAACACCCGCAUUUUACGAACAAGGUUAUGCAGGCGAACUUGCGCAACGGCUCAUGGAGUCGUUGAUCUGUGUGACGUUGGAGCAUAUGGGAAUGGCUGAUAUGGAGAGUGAGAAGAAUGUGAAGGCGAGGGAGCGUAUGGUGGAGGUUUUGGAUGCGACGAAGGAGUUGGCGAAGAAUCCUGCCGGGCGAUUUAUAGAGAAAAUUAGAUCAAUAGACAGAAUGGACCACCCCUUGCGUCCAAUAUGGCAGUCAGUUGAUCUCUUCGAAUUCGACGCUGAAGAUGCCCCUCGCAUCAUUGAAGCUAUCGGCUAUUCCUGCUUCACUGUGGAAUAUCUUCCUGGCGCAAUACACUACCCAGACAAAGAUCCCACUGCUGUCCUCCACUCGCUCAAGGAACCGUUCGCCAAUUCCAGCAAUCGAGUUCCCCGCCCCAACGGUUUCUUCGAUCUUCUGCCCCGCGUGUUCGUUCGGCGUAUGCUUCCGUGGUGCGAUGUGCAGACUCUCUUCAGUCUUCGACAAACGAGCUUUCGAUUGCGAAAGAUUAUAAGCAGAUCCCUGAUAUACAAGAGCAUUAUCAGAUGUGCCCUUCCUCUGUACCAUGCAAUACUCGGGACUAGACAUGCACGCCGUGUGCUUCUCAUUGACUUCUGGGAAAAGCGCACCACAAUGUGGUAUGACCACUGUGAGAAUUUCGCCAUGCUUAUCAACAUCCCUGAUUGGUCACGAAUUUGCCAGAGUUGUGUCGAGAGAGGCAGCCGAAUAAACAACCGCCUCACUGGCACAUUCAGAGUCUGCCAAUACGUGAAAUUGGACACUCUCGCACAGUGGCUAGCUGAAGGUGAAACACUCCCUCCCUGGGUUUGGCGCGAGAGCGUUGGCUUGAAAGGCCAGAGGCAAGAUCUGGUGGAAUACGAUAGCGUUAGACAUCUCGACACAGGGAAGCGCCGCUCAUGGAAGCGCUUGGCCCCUUUCAAUUACAUGGUGGCAAGCGCGGUGCCCUACAUGGAUCCGCAAACCGACGAGAACGAGUCUGGAGUCGCGUGCAAAGGAUGCAUCCCCCAAAGUCAGCGAAGGAGAGAGGAUGGAAUUAGGAAGGUUUAUAGCCGUGAGGAGUUCUUGGAGCACUUCCAAUGGUGCAACAGAGCGCAGUUAUUAUGGCAGGCUUAUUGUCAGCCAGACUCAAGAAUUCCUAUCGACACGACAAGUUAUACAGAAAUCCAGAGAGCAAUCGACUCAGUCCAGACAAAUGGCUAG